Messenger RNA from Lottia gigantea (owl limpet), 1080 nucleotides. RefSeq lists its product as hypothetical. Gene Ontology annotation, molecular function: catalytic activity. The record is from RefSeq and is a predicted model, not a curated record. NCBI's taxonomy places the organism in Eukaryota, Metazoa, Mollusca, Gastropoda, Lottiidae. The transcript has 4 exons. The coding region runs from base 1 to 1080 and encodes 359 amino acids.
AUGUAUUACGUGAGUAAUACAAUUGGUGAAGGGUCCGAAGAGGAAGAAGAGGAACUAUCAGUAAGUGUUGACUCUCGAGGUUUUCCUGGCUGGGAUAAGGUGGAGGCCCUAGCACUGGCAUUAAUCCAGCUCAAAGGCAUCAGCAUCACAGCUGCUGAGACUAAUAAUAUCAAACAGUUGUUUGAUGUUUUGCUGGAUUUUGACAGGAGGCCAAUCAAGUAUACAGCCAAGGUCAAGAAGCCAUCAAAGGGACGCUUUGCUAGAUCAAAAGGUGUAUUUUUUGGUGUAGAUGCUGUCAAAAGGUUUAUACAGCUGAACAUCAAUGGUCUGAACGUACCUGAACGAAAGACCCAACUGGUACAGCUACUACAAAGGAAGCAGUAUGAUGCCGUUUUUCUCCAAGAGUCCAAGCUCGGUUCACGGAAUAAAGACCCUAUCAUCAAUGGUUAUACUCUGAUCAGAUUAAACAGACCUAAUGCUCUCAACCAUCGAAGUGGUGGGGGUCUGGCCAUCUACAUCAAAAAUGGUAUAUCCCAUAGUGAGGUUCCUCUGAAAACCAUCGCUCCUCUGGAGGCAAGGCGGUAUCCUUUACCGAAAAGUCAAAGGUUUUUUUCUAUCGUUAAUAUUUAUCGACCCGAAGUCAAAGGCAAACCUCAACGAUUCAGUGAAUAUCAGUCAGAGGUUAUUUCCGAAAUAAGAAGAAUGAUCCACAACUACCAAACCAACAACGACCAGAAGAUUGAACUAGUAUGGGUUCCAUCGCACGUCUCCAUUCCUGGCAAUGAUCAAGCAGACCGUUGUGCCAAGGAAAGUCUGAGUCUGGAGGAAAUCGAGCCUGUAGAAUACUCCUAUUCGGAGUUCUGCAGUAUCGUAUCUUCUAGGAUCAACCAGAAAUGGUCCGACAUGUUACGGAACCUCGACACCGCAAGAUACCAGAUUGAUCCGAAGAUACCAAACCAAACCAAACCAAACCAAACCAAACCAAACCAAACCAAACCAUCCAUCUGUAGCCAUCUGCAAAGUGGCAACCAGACUCCGGACCAACAACGUAUUACGAGACCAUCAGUUCAAUGCCAUUAA